Messenger RNA from Brassica oleracea var. oleracea, 1166 nucleotides. Its product is annotated as probable strigolactone esterase D14 homolog. Lineage: Eukaryota; Viridiplantae; Streptophyta; Magnoliopsida; Brassicales; Brassicaceae. Bases 117 to 920 code for a protein of 267 amino acids. The record is from RefSeq and is a predicted model, not a curated record. The transcript has a single exon.
AAAAGAAAAAAAAGAAAGAUAACAACAUAUUCAUCACACACACACCAGCCCAAUUAAAACUUUUAUUUAAACAGUACCUCUCUUUCUUUCUUUCUCAACCAUUCAAACAAAGAAAAAUGAGUCAACACAACAUCCUCGAAGCUCUUAACGUCCGGGUCGUGGGCACGGGCGAUCGGAUCCUAGUCCUAGCCCACGGGUUCGGCACAGACCAAUCCGCCUGGCAUCUAAUCCUCCCUUACUUCACUCAAACCUACAGAGUCGUCCUCUACGACCUCGUCUGCGCCGGCAGCGUUAACCCCGACUACUUCGACUUCAACCGCUACACGACCCUCGACCCCUACGUGGACGACCUCCUCAGCAUCAUCGACUCCCUCGGCAUCCAAACCUGCGCCUACGUGGGCCACUCCGUCUCCGCCAUGAUCGGAAUCAUCGCCUCCAUCCGCCGCCCGGAGCUUUUCACGAAACUCAUCCUCAUCGGAGCCUCGCCGAGGUUCCUCAACGACGAGGACUACCACGGCGGGUUCGAGGAAGGGGAGAUCGAGAAGGUUUUCUCGGCCAUGGAGGCUAACUACGAGGCCUGGGUUCAGGGAUACGCGCCGUUGGCGGUUGGAGCCGAUGUGCCCGAGGCGGUUAGAGAGUUUAGCCGGACGCUGUUCAACAUGCGUCCGGAUAUCUCUCUGUUCGUCUCCAGGACGGUGUUCAAUAGUGAUCUCAGAGGCGUUCUUGGGUUAGUGAGAGUGCCUUCUUGUGUGAUUCAGACGGCAAAGGAUGUUUCUGUUCCGGCUUCGGUGGCGGAGUAUCUCCGUGCUCAUCUCGGUGGGCAUACGACGGUGGAGACGCUGAAGACUGAAGGUCAUUUGCCGCAUCUUAGUGCUCCGGCGCAGUUAGCUCAGUUUCUCCGGCGUGCACUUCCUCGGUGACUUUAAUUUUUCAUUUUCUUUUAACAGAUAAAAAUAAUAAAUGGAGGAAUAUGGUUUUGUGGGGGUCCACGUGGACAACGGAGGGUCUCUAUUGGUGGAGGACAGUAUGGUAUUGUCAAAAUCUAGAGAUAAGAUUGUUCACUUGACACGUGUUGAACGCAUUAUUACUUCACUUUUUUGAGUGUUUUGAAUUUUGGUUUAGUUAGUUAAUCACGAGUUUAAAUAAAAUAAUACUGCUAAUUGUUA